Fusarium verticillioides 7600 is the source of this 1316-nucleotide messenger RNA. Its product is annotated as glycoprotein endopeptidase KAE1. Gene Ontology annotation, biological process: tRNA threonylcarbamoyladenosine modification. NCBI's taxonomy places the organism in Eukaryota, Fungi, Ascomycota, Sordariomycetes, Hypocreales, Nectriaceae. The record is from RefSeq and is a predicted model, not a curated record. The coding region runs from base 226 to 1266 and encodes 346 amino acids. Gene Ontology annotation, cellular component: EKC/KEOPS complex; cytoplasm. The transcript is spliced from 2 exons.
CAGUGAAGCCUGGUCGAGAUCAGAUCUGCCCCUCUAUCGAUUAGACGUCUACUUAUUACUUUCUUGACAUGAGUAAGCCAACAUUUAUGACAGUUUUGAAAUAUAGCUUUAAUAACAACUUCGACAACGUCCAUCUAGCUUGGGUACCUAGCCAGUGACAUCAACACCAUCAUCUCGAUACCCCCCCCCACCUUUAAACUUCCCAUCUUCAACCUCACAUACAAAAUGGCCUUCAAAGACAAAUCCUCCUACAUCGCCCUCGGCUGCGAAGGCUCCGCCAACAAACUCGGAAUAGGCGUCAUUCUUCACACCCCAACCAAGACAAAAAUCCUCUCCAACCUGCGCGACACCUUCGUAUCUCCCCCAGGAACCGGCUUCCUCCCCAAAGACACAGCAGCCCACCACCGCGCCCACUUCGUCCGUCUCGCACGCGAAGCCCUCGCCGAAGCGAAGAUCACCCCCAAAGAUGUCGAUUGCAUCUGCUACACGAAAGGUCCGGGUAUGGGCGCCCCGCUGAAUUCUGUCGCUGUUGCAGCGAGAGCAUUGAGUUUACUCUGGGAUAGACCCCUUGUUGGCGUGAACCAUUGCGUGGGACAUAUCGAGAUGGGGAGAUAUAUCACUGGCGCUGAUAAUCCGGUUGUGCUAUACGUUUCGGGUGGUAAUUCGCAGGUGAUUGCGUAUGCCGAGCAGCGAUACAGGAUAUUUGGCGAAACACUGGAUAUAGCAGUUGGAAACUGUCUCGAUCGAUUCGCUCGCACGUUAGAAAUCAGCAACGAUCCCGCACCAGGAUAUAAUAUCGAACAACUCGCCAAGAAGGGGAGCAAGCUCCUCGAUAUUCCCUACGCAGUCAAGGGCAUGGACUGUUCGUUCUCUGGGAUUCUAGCCUCAGCGGAUGCACUUGCUGCACAGAUGAAGGCCGGCGCAGAUUUCACACCAGAAGAUUUAUGUUUCUCACUGCAAGAGACGGUAUUCGCGAUGUUGGUUGAGAUUACAGAGCGGGCUAUGGCGCAUGUUGGCUCAUCGCAGGUUCUCAUUGUGGGAGGUGUGGGCUGUAAUGAGAGGUUGCAGGAGAUGAUGGGACAUAUGGCAAGAGAGCGAGGAGGGUCAGUUUAUGCUACUGAUGAGAGAUUCUGUAUUGAUAACGGAAUCAUGAUUGCGCAUGCUGGUUUGUUGGCGUAUGAGACAGGAUUUAGGACGUCUUUGGAGGAGAGUACAUGUACACAGAGAUUCAGAACUGAUGAGGUCAUUAUCAAAUGGAGAGACUGAACUCUCCAGUAAAUAAUAAAAAAGAACAAGAUCACAAGGAGUUGUCAUCG